This is a messenger RNA of Cimex lectularius (bed bug), 6587 nucleotides long. RefSeq lists its product as uncharacterized. The coding region runs from base 104 to 2356 and encodes 750 amino acids. The transcript has 7 exons. The record is from RefSeq and is a predicted model, not a curated record. Lineage: Eukaryota; Metazoa; Arthropoda; Insecta; Hemiptera; Cimicidae.
GUAAUUUUUGAGGACCAGUACCAAGACGUAGCGGAAUUCGCCAGGAGGAGAUCUGCCGCACGAAAAGCCGGCAGUGGUAGGUUAAUUUUUUAAAGCAUUGCUCAUGACUAUUUACUGUUUGUUUGUUAUAGAUCCUUUUCUGGCGAAUUGUGGUGUAGAGACUAAGACUGAAAGCAAUAGUAACACUACUGUUGCCAUUUCCCAUCCCCCUGCUCAGGAAGACUGUAGCUGCGGGAUAUCGGCGAUUCUGCAAGCCAGAUCGAAACAGAACCAUUCGGCAUCGCAAAGAGGUGGUGUUUGGUCUGAUUAUGAGCAAAGGAGCAACGGCGCGAACUCUUGGGGUUUGGUACCUCAGGCGAGGCAUAGCAAGUCGUUGGAUCAUCUCCUCCGGGCACACCAGCCCCUUGCGCUGGCCCUCCCUCUCGGCUCGAGCCACCAUCAUCACCACACGACCAUAUCUAAAAAGGAACCGUUGACCAUAGACUGUUCCACACUACCGACGAGGGGUUCCAAGAGGACAGAAGAGCCUUGCGAUUUCAGGACCCUACCGUCGAGGACGAGGCACUACAGGCAGGAAGCCAGGAAGAAGGCUUUAGAGUCCCGGCCGUCUGACCGUGUCGUCAACGGUCAUCACUACCCCCAGCAACCGGGAAAAGGAGGUGUCAAGGGUUUCUCGACCCUCCCGACUAGAAGGAGGCACCACCAGCCUUCAGCGGCUUUCCUGAGGAACGGCGGGCUCGUUGCGACUGCCACUCUGACACGGCAGAAGAAAUCCACUGAAGAGGAGAAAGUACUGAGGCUGGAAAGCAGCGUCUCAGUCCCUCAUAGGCUAAGUGACAGUGACAAACAGCAAAAACAGGACUCUGAGCUAAAACCGAAACCGACCGGCUCCAUGCCGAAUCUCGCUUCAAGCCCGGCUUCCUCAAUAUCAUCGCCCUCUUCUGACAUCACGUCUGAAGUGAGCGGUUGGGUGUCAAGCCACAGAUCUACGCCGUCCUCGAGCCCUCAACCUACACCAACAGGGUCAGAAACGGGCAAGGAUUCGGAGGACGGAGGUUGGAACUUGGAGCACACUUAUGAGGAAGUGAAACUGCCACCGCCAUCCGAGUUUAGAGACUUGCCACCGCCUGAACCUUUCAGGGAUCCUCCUUUGCUUCAACCUCUACCUCAGCAGCCUCCUGAAGAACCACCUCAGCCUAUCGACAACCUCCUCUAUCACAUGUAUGAAACAGUCCGAAAAGAAAUCCUAGCAGAACAAUGCACACAGCAGGACCUAAGGAACAACUUAUCACCUCUAAAGUUGAACAAGUCGAUGCCGAACAGCCCGGCCGCCAACGACGAAAGCCUCUGCGAGUGCUACAACGAAGAGAAGAGACUGAUACUCAGCACGGACAACAUGGAAGACACGACAUUCCACAAGUCGAAGGAGGAGUUUAAAAAGCAGAUCAACUUCACAGGAAUGAUCUACAGCGACGUGCCGACUCUUGUGACGACACUGCCUUACUUUCACAUUCCCGAGGAUCAGAGGGUGUUGAGUACGGACGGCCUCCAUCUGGUCAUCUGCGUCCACGGCCUCGACGGUAACAAAGCUGACCUUAGGCUCGUCAAGACCUACCUCGAACUCGGCCUGCCCGGUGCGCACCUUGAAUUCCUCAUGUCGCAAAGAAAUCAAGGAGACACGUUUUCUGAUUUCGACACCAUGACUGACCGGCUCGUCGCGGAAAUCCUGUACCAUAUCGAGGCGAGCGGGAUCACACCUUCCAGGAUCAGCUUCGUCGGUCAUUCCCUAGGCAACAUCAUCAUCAGGGCGGCUAUAUCUAGACCUCAGUUCAAACACCUCCUACCCAGGCUUUACACAUUCUUGAGCUUAUCCGGUCCUCAUCUUGGAACGCUUUACAACAACAGUGGGCUCGUUAACAUGGGUAUGUGGUUCAUGCAGAAGUGGAAAAAGUCGGGUUCUUUGCUGCAGCUUUCUUUAAGAGACGCGGCGGACGUCAGAGACACCUUUUUAUACAAACUGAGCCAAAGGUGCAACCUGGUUCAUUUCAAAAACAUCCUCCUUUGCGGAUCAUCACAGGACAGGUAUGUCCCGCUCCAUUCCGCCAGGAUCGAGCUCUGCAAAGCUGCUGUCAAAGACAACUCCCCUAUAGGCAGCGCGUAUAAAGAGAUGGUACAUAACAUCAUGUGGCCUCUUGUGAGGAAGAGGGAGGUGACACUGGUCAGGUACGACGUCCAUCACGCGCUUCCCAACACGGCCAACUCGCUCAUCGGACGCGCGGCCCACAUCGCCGUCCUAGAUUCGGAGCUCUUCAUCGAAAAGUUCCUAAUUGUGGCAGGUCUCAAAUACUUUAGAUAACCUCUGGGUUUUUUAUUUUUUUUAUAUGUUUUUUAAAGGGCCAAAGGAAGUCUUUUAUUUCCUCGUCUUCCCGUUUUCUUUUCGUAUAUUGUCCUAUGUGUUCAGUCUUUUGGCAGACGUUAAACAUUUAUGCUCAAUCAUUCUUCAGUGAGGUUUUUAUUGUUUUUCCUAUUAGGCAAAAGUGUUUAUAUAUUAAGAAAAAAUAGUAAAAAUCUAGACAAAUUCAUGGGGUUGUAUCCUAAAAAAUAGCCUCCUCUCGGACGGUCACACUUUUAUUUCAGGUAUAAAAUUAAACCAGCACAGAAAAUUUAUAGAUCUAGCAUAAAAAUUUUCAAAAUAGGCUUAUUUUCAAAAAAUAUAAAUAAAAAAUUGCACGAUUAAAAAACAAAAUAGUCCGAGAUUGAAGGUAGACGAAUGUUCCCGACGGAACAUUUUCAAAAAAAAAUUUUUUUACCUAAAUAUAAAUAAAAUAAAUAUAUAUAGUUAAUUAAAAAAAUAUUCUCCUAUUUAAUAUUAAAAAAAAGAGGUCUGAUAUUUUUCAAGGAUUCUCUUUGUGCUUUCCCUUUUCCUUUCUCGACCCCCUGAAAAGGAGGAUCAUAUUUGGUCGGAAAAACGUAUGCAUAUAAAAAAAAAACAAGAAUAUAUAUAAAAGACAAAGGUAUACGUGGAAAAGAGACAUGUUAGAGCUUCAUUUUCACCUAGGAAGAUUGCUUUUCUAUAAUAAAAAAAUUAAAAUAAAAAAAUAUAUAUAAAAAAUGUAAAAUUUGUACAAAUUUUGCUACACGAAUCUUUAGUUUUUAGUCGAGGUAGCCUAGCUGUUCUUAUUUUUACCCCCAAAUCGAUAAAAAAAAAAUUGUAACUAGUAAAAAACAUUACUUUUCCUUUUUGUCUUAUCGUGUGAAAGAAAAUCGGGACAACAUUGGAAGGCUUGAAAGUUUUACGCAAAUUGGAAAAUUAUCCAUCAUCGCAGAGCUUAAAAAAUACCUUAAAGAAAAAUUUUCCUUGUUGAUCCAUUUUAGCAUUUAGGAUUUCCGUUAAAAAAAAUAAAGAUUUAGAAAAAACGUUAAAAAUUACAAUAUAUUAUAUUCGAAACAAAGUCAAUUUUAUCUUUGUUCAUUGUUUCUCAUUUUUUUAUACAUACAAAGGAAAAAUUAAAGAAAUUCAAAUGUUAAAAUCUGUUUUUAUCCCCGGUGUUUUUAUAUAAAGAAAUUUUAUACAUGAUUGAAACGAUUUGUUAGGUUUUAUUAUUGGUGGGCGGUAUGUUUGGUUUUUUCUUCGCCCAGUCUGCCGGUGGAUUAUUUUUCUUGGAAAAAUUCUUUGUCACCCCUGUUAAAUCAACGAUGUCAAUUUAAUUGCUCACCGUUACAAAGAAAAAAAAAUAUUAUGACGAAAGAAAAAAAAAUAUUAGUCUUUAGGUUAAAAAAAUUUAAAAAGAAAAAAAAACUCCCAGUUCGCUCCUUACGUUAUUAAAUAGAAAGUAAAUAGAACAAUUUUUAUUCAAACCUAGUCAAAAUAUAUAAAUGACCAAUUAAACUAAAUGUCAAUGGCAUUGUUCGAUCCGAAAAUAAACAUGUUUUGAAAAUUGUCUGUAUAUUAUGACUUGCCUCAAGUGAAAAGGGGCGUUCGUUGAAACAUUCCUUUUGACAAUUAUUUUGGCCAAACAGUAACCCAUUGAUUGACUAUCGAUAAUAAAUAUAUAGAUUUUUAUAAAAUUACUAUCGAUGAAAAAGGCAUCGAUUGAUUGGAAAAAUAUUACUAUCGAUAAAAUGUAUAUCGAUUUUUUAAUAAUUGGUAACGAUAAAAAGAGACAUCGAUAGAUUUGGAUUAAAUGACUAUUGAUCAUAACAAACAUCGAUAUAUCAUUAUUUUAAGAACAUUAAUGUCGAUGGAAAGGGACAACUAUUGAGUGUAUAUAUAUUACUAUCGAUAAUAAAAAUAUCAAUUUUACAAAAAUACUGUCGAUUGUUUGGAGAAAUAUUACUAUCGAUAAAAUAUAUAUCGAUCUUUUAAAGAUUGAUAUAGAUAAAAAGAAGCUUCAAUUGAUUGGGAUUUGUCUAUCGAUCAUAAAAACAUUUUCUUCCACAUCGAUGUUUUAAAACUUAGUAUCGAUUGAAAGAUCCAUCUAUAUAUUUAUUAUGACUAUCGAUAAUUAAAAUAUCGAUAUUGUAAAGAUUAUUAUGAAUAGAAAGUGCCAUCGAAUAUUGGGCAUAUAUUACUAUCGAUAAUAAGUAUAUCGAUUUAAAACAUGCUAUCGAUGUAAAAAGACCUCGAAAUAUUGAGUACGUAUGGCUUUCAAUCAUAAGAAUAUCGAUAUUUUAAAGAUUAUUACGGAUAGAAAAAACCAUCGAUAUAUUGAGUAGAAGUUACUAACGAUAAUAAGUAUAUCGACUUAAAAAAGUAACUUUCAAUAGAAAGAACCAGCGACAUUUGGGUAUAAAUUAUUAUCAAUAGUAACCACCUCGAUUAAAAAAAUACUAUCGAUGGAAAAUGUAUCGAUGCAAUUAGUUAUUCUAUAUACACUAUUGACAGCAAAUGUAUCGAUAUUUUAAAUAUUAAUCUUUAUAAAAAAAUUCUUAGAUAGGGAUUAUAUGAUUAUCAACCAUAAGAAGCAUAGAUAUAUCGACCUUUUAAAAGAUUAUAUCGAUCGAAAGAGGCAUCGAUAUAUUGGGUAUAUAUUACUAUCGAUACUAAGAAUAUUGUUAUAUCAAUACUUUAAAAAGAAGACUUGCAUGAUAGUUAUCGAUGAUUUGAAAAGAUUUAUCUGGUAUCUACGACUAUUGAUAAACAGUAGCCGCGAUUGGGCUUAAAUAAAAAGAGCUUUUAACAAAAAUAGCCGUUGAUAUAUUAGGUAUCGAUAAAAAGUAUCUUAACAUUUAAAACAACUCAAUUCAACAAAAAAUUGCCAUGUUUGAUAUACCAUUGUGACCAUCGAUAAAUAGAGCCAAAAAUAGAUUCGGUUCAUCAGACUAUCGAUCAAUAAAAAUAUCGAUCUUUUUAAAACAUUAUUAUCUAUUAUAUGUCAAUAUCUACAUUAUAACCCGUUUAUUAACAUCGAUAUUUUUUAAAUUUACUAUUGGUGACUAUCGAUUUUUCCUUCUAUCAAUAGACUUACCAACUUGAUUAUCGAUAACUAUCGAUAAUAAGAGCCAUUGGAAAAAUACGCGAUUUUAUUUACCAAACGUCAUUUUCUAUUGUACAAAUCAAAUGAUGAAUAUUGAUAUUUUAUAAAUUUGGUGUAGACUGCUAUCGACAUAUUUGCCACCCUGUCUUUUGAUAUCCUUACCAAUUUGACUAUCGAUUAAUAUCGAUAAUACGAGCAAUCGAUAUAUUCAUGCAAUUCUUAACUGUCACUAUCGAUAGUACCUCUGUUGGUGAAUGUCGAUGUUUUAUAUUUUAAUAUAUACGACAAUCGAUAUUUUUAAUAUCGAAAUAAGAGCCAUCGAUAUAUACGUACAUUUAUUUAAUGUUAUUAACGAUAGUAUAAUCUAUUGGUAAAUAUCGAUAUUUUUACAUUUAAUGUAGACGACGAUCGAUUUCCUUAACCAAUUGACUAUCGAUUACUAGCGAUAUUUUUACAAUCGAUAUAUUUGCCAUCUAUAAUAGGAUCAAUAUACGCGUAUAUUUAUUAAUGGUCGCUAUCGAUAAUAUAAUUCACUGAUGAAUAUCGAUAUUUACCUUUAUCGAUAUCCUUACUAUCUUGACUGUCGAUCAUAAAAAUCAUCGAUACAUGCGGAUUUAUUCCGUCGAAAAUGAAAAAAAAAUUACAAAAUGACCAAAAAAUAAGAUUUUUAGUAGUUUACAAAAAUAGUACAAUAUAUUUAGUAUGAAAUGGUCUAAUUGUUAGUUGUUGGGCUGUUGACAUCAGGAUUGAUAUUUUGACUCGAAAGAGAUGAGAAGGGAACCAGUUUUGUUUUCCUUUCGAUAAUUGUGUUAUUUGGCCUAAUUAACAAAAAUCGAUUAUUGCUCAUUACAAUCAAACUAAACCAGUUCCUAGUUCAGUUAGAAAGUUUGUAUUUUCAAGUUUUUUUUUCUUUUCCCAAAAAUUAGUUUAAAUUUUGCCCACUUUUGUUCCCCCCGUAAAAUUUUUCAACUUUAAAUUGAAAAAAAAAUAUAAAUAAGACUUAAAUAUAUAUACAAAGAAAUUGUUUUUUCACUUUGUCGAAACCGAGUGAGUCUAUACAAUAAUAAAAAUAAAUAUAUGAGUGUCAAAUAAAUUUUUAUUGUUAAAUUA